AUGGAGCCACCAGCUGCAUGCAUGUGCAGGAGUAGCCGGUCUUCUUCAUGUGAUAGGUUGCUGGCUAUUAGCUUGACGCUUCUAGCUGUGUUUUCACCUCUCUAUAUCAACCGAAGGGCGGCAAGCGACUUGGAACUCAAAGACCAACUCAUCAAUCUUGAUUCCUGGUUGCCUCUUUUGCUUUUGCUUCUCAUCUUGGCCAUAGCCUCCCCCCUUUACCUGGACCAGACCUUUUCCAGGUUUGAUCCUUACUGGAUACACAGAUUUGGGGGUUCUUCUGGUGGUAUCAUCAUCAUUCUUUUGGUUCUUGCUUUGGUUUUGAAGUGUAAAACUUCUAUGAUGAACUAA
Molecule: messenger RNA, 348 nt
Organism: Mangifera indica (mango)
Lineage: Eukaryota; Viridiplantae; Streptophyta; Magnoliopsida; Sapindales; Anacardiaceae
Exons: 1
Coding region: 1-348 (115 amino acids)
Source: RefSeq, a predicted model, not a curated record